AUGAAGCUUGAUACAAAGGCCCUCCGAUACCUGAACCCCACCGACUGGCGCACACUGACUGCUGUCGAGACUGGCAGUCGCAAUCAUGAAGUCGUCCCGACACCACUGAUCGCGAACCUCUCGAAGUCCAGUGUCGGAGAUGUUCAGCGCAGUAUCUCUCUGCUUGCAAAGGCCAAUCUCAUAGCCAAAGUCAAGAACGCCAAAUAUGACGGGUACAGACUCACUUACGGCGGGCUGGACUACUUGGCCUUGCAUUCCCUGCAGAAAAGCAACAUUGUCUACAGCGUUGGGAACCAGGUUGGAGUCGGGAAAGAAAGUGACAUUUUCGUCGUAAGUGACGAGAAGGGUGAGCAGCGAGUGCUUAAAAUCCAUCGGCUCGGCAGAGUCAGUUUCAAAAAGGGGGUGAGGAACAAGCGAGACUAUGCCCGGACCAAAGCGCAGAAAGAGAGAGGUGCUGGGAGUUGGAUGUACAUGUCGAGGCUGGCAGCCGUCAAAGAGUAUGCUUACUUGCAAGCACUCUAUGACGCCGGCCUCAGCGUACCAACUCCUCAUGGUCAGAACCGCCAUCACCUGGUCAUGUCGCUCAUUGACGGGUUCCCCCUCCGACAGAUUGAUAAGGUCCCUGACCCAGCAGGGCUGUACGCGGAGUUGAUGGAGAUCCUGCUACGACUGUGCUCGUUUGGCUUAAUCCAUGGAGAUUUCAACGAAUUCAACAUCUUGAUCAGAGAGCAGGAAGAAGCCGACAAUAUCAAGUUGAUACCAGUAUUGAUUGACUUCCCUCAGAUGGUCAGUGUGGAUCAUGCCGAUGCGGAAUUCUAUUUCAACAGAGACGUUGAAUGCGUCAAGCGGUUUUUCACUAGACGAUUCGGGUUCACUAGCAACGAAGAAGGUCCUUUCUUCAAAGAUGCUAGACAGGCGGUCGGCAAGGACGGAGCCAGAAGGCUCGAUGUGGAAGUCGAGGCCUCGGGAUUCUCCAGGAAGAUGGCCAAAGAGCUCGAGACAUACAUGAGAGAGCAUGGUGUGGACGGCGACGCCAAGGAUGCCGAAGCUGUUGAUCACGAUACCACAGAUUCAGAGGACCAUCCCGACGAAGAAAACGACGAAGAAAACGACGAAGAUGAGACAGAAAGUGACUCCGCAGUUCCCAACCCCCACACUGGCUAG
Messenger RNA from Capronia epimyces CBS 606.96, 1164 nucleotides. Its product is annotated as Atypical/RIO/RIO2 protein kinase. NCBI's taxonomy places the organism in Eukaryota, Fungi, Ascomycota, Eurotiomycetes, Chaetothyriales, Herpotrichiellaceae. The record is from RefSeq and is a predicted model, not a curated record. Gene Ontology annotation, cellular component: cytosol; preribosome, small subunit precursor; nucleus. The transcript has a single exon. Gene Ontology annotation, molecular function: ATP binding; protein serine/threonine kinase activity. Gene Ontology annotation, biological process: protein phosphorylation; maturation of SSU-rRNA. The coding region runs from base 1 to 1164 and encodes 387 amino acids.